This is a messenger RNA of Cryptomeria japonica (Japanese cedar), 1049 nucleotides long. RefSeq names its product calmodulin-like protein 2. The record is from RefSeq and is a predicted model, not a curated record. The transcript has a single exon. Gene Ontology annotation, molecular function: calcium ion binding. Lineage: Eukaryota; Viridiplantae; Streptophyta; Pinopsida; Cupressales; Cupressaceae. The coding region runs from base 158 to 748 and encodes 196 amino acids.
AACUAACGUUUGUGGAGCGUCUUCUUCACGGAAUUCACUUACUUAUCUUAGAGAAAAGGCGCGCUCUCUUUCCACAGAAAAAAAUGUCCCCAAAUUCAACAGUGCGCUUAAAAGACAAUGCGAUUUGCAGGCCCGCAACUGAUCACCCAAAAGAGCUAUGAAGCGCCUGCUCAAAUCGCUGUCUAAAAAAGCUCAGAAAUUAGCCUCCAACUUCUCCCCUCCAGCUGCUUGUUUGACAUUCCGCUCUCCGCCGUCAAAAUCAUUCUGCGAAUCUCCUCCGCCAAAAUCAUUGUGCAAAUCUGGCGAGGGCAUCGAAGGAGAGUUGUGUGAGGUGUUUAAAUACCUCGAUGCGGAUGGAGAUGGCAAAAUAUCAUGGGUGGAUCUCCACAGCUCUCUCAAAUGUGUGGUUGAGGAGGUGUGCGAGAAUGAAUUGCAAGAGAUAAUAAAACAGUUGGAUUCUGAUGGAGACGGAUAUAUCGAUGUGGAUGAAUUUAUACGGCUAAACUGUGAGGAAAGAGGAGAGGAAGAAGCCGAAAAAGAAUUGGCGGCGGCGUUCAGGAUGUUUGAGGGAACAUCAACAGGCAUUACUCCAGCGGGACUCCAGCGUAUGAUGUGCCGCCUGGGUGUGGAAACUUCUGUCACUCUUGAUCACUGUACUUUCAUAAUUUCUCAGGUGGAUUUGGAUGGAGAUGGAGUGGUGAGCUUCAGCGAAUUCAAGCACAUGAUGACAAGAGCUGUUCACUCAUGAUCUCCUACUGUUUAUAUACUUCUUAAUCUCCAGUUUUUGUUCCCCACUGUUAAAAACAGUCAUUUUGGGUUGUGUAUAUGCUUUCAGUCAGGGGUUCUGUAUCUGCAUGGCUCUUAUUUUCUAUUCCAAAAAAAUAGGAAAGAGAAAAUCCGUUUUGUACGUUGUAAUUGGAAAAGGCAAUCUGCUUGUAAUUCGAACCUGGGUUUUCUUAGCUAAGUAUUAUUUGUAUUUCAGUUCUGAUGCUGCCAGCGGUUUUUCAGUUCUCAGCAGCGAGCGUUUUAUAAAUGAAGUUUUGUUCAAC